Messenger RNA from Bathycoccus prasinos, 468 nucleotides. Its product is annotated as thioredoxin. The record is from RefSeq and is a predicted model, not a curated record. The transcript has a single exon. Gene Ontology annotation, cellular component: cytoplasm. NCBI's taxonomy places the organism in Eukaryota, Viridiplantae, Chlorophyta, Mamiellophyceae, Mamiellales, Bathycoccaceae. The coding region runs from base 1 to 468 and encodes 155 amino acids. Gene Ontology annotation, molecular function: oxidoreductase activity, acting on a sulfur group of donors, disulfide as acceptor.
AUGACGACGAGCGGUGCGUCGAAGUCGUUCGCGUCGUCGUCGUCGCGAUUCUUUUUGAAGUCUCGGACUUUGAGUAGCAGUAAAAGGAGGAGUAGUUUUAGGAGGAGGUAUAGGAAAACGAGCGGCCAGAUUGAAUGCUCGACGAAGAAAACAUUCACCAGUUUCCAAGAACUCAUCGACGAGUCGGAAAUACCAGUCCUCGUGGAUUUCUACGCCACGUGGUGCGGGCCGUGCAAACUCGCCUCGGAAAUGUGCGGCAAAUUCGCGAGUCAAACGGAGUUUAAAGAUAAGGUGAAGUUCGUGAAAAUCGAUACGGAGAAAUACGUGGAGCUGAGCUCGAAGUGGAAAGUGGAAGGGUUGCCGACCUUUGUGUUGUUUCACAAAGGGAAAGUGCUGGACAGGAUCGAAGGAUUGCCGACGGAACAGCAGAUGAAAGAUCGACUGCUGUACUUUUUACAACAAGUGUAG